UUGAAAAAUGUCAUUUUCAAAAGGUACAGGAGGAGGAGGAUCUGAUCCACAUUCCUCGAGUACACAUGACUUUUUGUAUGAAAGAAGAGAUAGUGUUGUCCAUGCUGUCCAACCUACACCUAAACCAGGGGGAGGCAGAAGAAGGAGCACAGUUGGCAAUGUUUUGAUGACAACAGAAUCUAUCAAAGAAAGACAGCAAAGAGCCAAAGACCAAAGAGAAGUAAGAAGAAUGUGCCUGACAGCUGCACAUAAGCACAUCAUCAAGAUAGUUGCUAAUCACAUUGGUUUGGAUCAGGGAGCAGUAGAAGAAUUUGUUUUGGAUUCUGAAAGACAUAUGCAGCUGUUCAGCAGCUUUCUAGAUAAAGAUGGCGCCAGAAGUUUAAAAUUUUACUAUCAGGAGUCAGUAGUUCCUAGCAUUGAUGAUUGUGGAAGGACAAUUCCUGGGAUGUCUAAAGGCAAUGUAAUGAUGAGAGUGCUGGUGACCAGUGGGACUGGUGAUAAAUUACGGGGCUCCUGUGUGUACUUCCUCAGAACAAAAACUGAUGUCAACAUUACUAGCAAAAAUAUUGACACCGAGAUAUUCUUUGGAUAUCUGGAAGUAAAUCAAAACACAGGAAUUUUGACAGCAUUUGAGUCCAUGAUGUCUAGUGUGUAUUCACCAGCUCUAAAAGCAUAUGAAAAAUGGGGAGAAUUAGAAGAUUCUCCUCAAGGAAGAAAAACAAAGAAAAACUUUAUAGACAGUUUUGACAAUUUUCUUAUGUACUUGAGAAGUGCACAGACUAAUUCUGGUGAAGGGGUUCGCUUGGCAAAAAGUACAAGUGGAAGGAUUAACCUAAAAGAAGUCAAAACUGUGUCAGAUUGCAUUCCUGUAGCAUCCAAUCCAGAUAUUGUGGCAGAUAUGGAAGACCUCGCAUCAACAUGGUGCAGACAGAUUGAACAGAUUUUAGCUGAGAGUGAUCAAAUGCGAAAAGAAGCUGAUGAUACAGGUCCGUUAGCAGAGCUUGAACAUUGGCGACAGUUGAUGGCCAGGUUUAAUGCCUUGCUGGAACAGAUAAAAAGCCAUGAAUGCAGAAUGGUCAUCAACAUCCUUAAUGUAGCAAGGUCAAAAGUUUUAAGGAAGUGGAAGGAUCUUGACAAGCGCAUUACAGACAAUGCAAAUGAGGCAAAAGACAAUGUAAAAUUUCUGUAUACAUUGGAGAAGUACUGUGAACCAUUGUACAGAUGUGAUCCUAUUUCAAUGACAGACUGCUUGCCUGGGUUGAUCAAUGCAAUCAGGAUGAUACACAGUAUAUCGCGAUAUUACAACACAUCAGAAAGAAUGACAUCUUUAUUUAUUAAGGUGACAAAUCAAAUGGUCACUGCAUGCAAGACAUACAUCAAUGGAGAUGGCAUGACAAGGAUUUGGGACCAGUCAAGGCAACCUCUACUAGAAAAACUUCAGCACUGUGUGUUAUUGUAUAAAAAUUACCAGGCCAUCUUUCAGAAGACAAAGGAGAAAAUAGAUGCAACACCUGGAGAAAAGCCUUUUGAAUUUUCUGAAAUGUACAUCUUUGGAAAAUUUGAAACCUUCUGUAGAAGGCUUGACAAGAUCAUCGCCUUGCUGAAUUAUAUAGAGUCCUUUUCUACUCUGUCGGAUUCCAAAAUUGAGGGCAUUGAGGCAUUUGCUUCAAGAUUUGGACAGAUAUAUGGGAGCAUCAAGAAGAAACCUUAUGAUGUACUGGACCAGAGAAAAACUGAUUUUGACAGUGAUUUUGAUGAUUUUCGGAGGCAGUUGAGGGAUCUAGAGGUUAACAUUCAGAAUUUUAUGGACACAUGUUUUCAGAAAACUCCAUCAACUCUUCAAGCAUUGAAUCUGUUAAAAAGAUUUGAAAAGCUGCAUAUUCCACAUUUGAACAUACAAGACAAGUACAAGACUAUAUAUUUGCAGUAUGAACAAGAGCUUGAGGAAAUCAGAAAGCUGUAUACAAAGUAUAAGGAUGACCCUCCAAUUGUUCGAAACAUGCCACCAAUUUCUGGUAAAAUCAUGUGGGUCAGACAACUUGCAGAGAGAAUUCAAGAACCAAUGAUGAUAUUUGUAGAGCAGCCAUCAUGCAUGAAAACAGAUGAUGCCAGAAGAAUUAUUAAGAAAUACAACAGGCUUGCAAAAGUUCUUCUGGAGUAUGAAAUUCUGUUUCACCUUGCAUGGAAAGAAUCAGUUGAUGUAGCAACAAAAUAUUUGCAAGUACCAGUUUUAGUUCGAUACCCACAGACACCUUCUGGAGUUUUGCUGGUGAACUUUGAUCCUUACAUCUUUGAAGUAAUAAAAGAGUCAGAGUACAUGAUAAAACUGAAUCUUGAAAUUCCUGAAGCAGCAAAGAUUCUUGUUCAUUCCAAGGAGACAUUAAAAGCUCAUGCUUCACAAAUGAAGUUCUUGCUGGAUGAAGAUAAAGGUUUAAGAAUGGAAAUCCCACCAAUAUUUCAAACUCUUCUUGGGCCAUCUCUAAAACGGGUUGACAGUGUGAUACGCCCUGGUUUGAUCUCUCAUACCUGGACAUCACUUAACUUGCCUACCUACUUCAUCCAAGUUAAAGAAGCCUUGGCUGAGCUGCAAAUUAUUGUCAAACAGAUCUGUGAUAUCAAAACAACCAGAAUUGACUACAUGUUAAAAGAGAUAAGUGAGACAUUGCUGUGUGACUUGCCAGAGAGACAUCCACUGACUGUAUCAGAAUUUCUACAGAAGAUGGAGGAAUACACUGAUCAAAUGGCUAUGGAUAUUAACAAAAUGAGCCAAGUGGUUGAGGAUGCUGUAAAGGAAUUGGUUAGAAUAUUUUUACAACGAGCUCAUUUGGAACAAAGCUUACUUUUAGAGAGUGAAGGCAGUUCAGACAGAAGUGACACAACCUCUGUUUCUACUAAGUUGUCAGCCAUGACAGAGUCAGAUGUUAUUCCAGUUCAUGAAGAGAGUGAUGUCAGUGAUGAGCAGCAGAUCAGGGAAGCUUGUGAUGAGCUGAGGGAGUUUUUCAAUCACAGAUUAGUGGAAUCUCUCUUGAAAGCCACUAGACAUUCCUUAGACAUGAUGAGAAGGAGAUUCUUCUCUGGAGGCAGACGUUCUACUUUGAUGCACUUUGAUGAAAGUGUAGGAGGAGCAAAUGAUGGGAGCAGAAUUCCUUUCUUUACUGCAGAUAUAACCCUGGCCAUUCCAAAUGUAGUUAUGCAGCCAAGUGUGGAAGACAUACAAACAGCACUGAACAAAGCAACACAACUAGUGUUAGAUAUCAGCAAGGGUGUCUACCAGUGGGGCCAAGACAGAGAAAAACAGCAUGUAGUGAUAAACAACCAUCAUUCACAUUCCACAUUGCAUGGUGUAGGCCAAGAUAUGCACACCUUGAUUAGGCAGAUUGAAAUCCCUCUAAAACAUUAUUACAAGAGCAUAGUCGACAACAAGGAUGUUGCCAAGUAUGUUAUGAUGAUGUCUUCUGCUCUCAGCACACUAAAACCAGAAGUGUCAGAAGCUUUACAGAGAUAUUCAGAUUACUCCUUCUUGUGGGAACAAGAUAGAGUUGAAGCAGUCAAGGAAUUCAUGCGGGAGGAACCUAUUCUCUCCGAGUUCAAGGCAAAAUGCUCAAUAUUCAAAAAUCUUGAGAACAAUAUUGAUGAUAUUCAGGCAUCAGAGAUUGUUGGACCUAUUGAAUUAUUUACAGAACCUUUGAAGCUAGCAUUAAGAGUUGAAAUCAAAGCUUGGAAGUUGAUGUUUGGAAAAGAGCUUAACAAAAAGUACAGGGAAAAAAUGGAAGGAGUGCUGAAUUUUGUGGAUGAUUACACCAAAAGACUUGCUAGACCAAUUCGUGAUCUAGAGGAUGUUAGAGAAUCAAUGUCUGCUCUGAGUGACAUCAGGGAACACCAGAUAGCUCUUGAUAUGCAGCUAGGACCCAUUGAGGAAUCGUAUGCAAUGCUGAAUGAAUUUGAAGUGGUAGUGAAGAAAGAAGAGACAGAUAUGGUGGACUCUCUACGAUAUUCCUUCCAGAAGUUGUUGACAAGUGCAAACAAGAUCCAAGAUGAAUUGGUACGGGUGCAGCCAGGAUUCAAAUCUGAACUUCUGACUUCUGUAGAAAUUUUUCAGAAGGAUGUUACUGACUUUGGAUUAAGCUAUGCAACUGAAGGACCUAUGUGUGAAGGAAUCUCUCCAACAGAGGCCAACGACCGUUUGACUGUGUAUCAGUCGCAGUUUGACGAGUUGUUCAACAAAUAUGGAAUAUACUCUGCUGGAGAGCAGCUUUUUGGGCUCUCUGUAACAGAGUAUCCAGGUCUUAUGAGAAUCAAGAAAGAACUAGGGCUUCUACAAAAGCUAUAUGGAUUGUAUUCCAAUGUUAUGACGGUCAUUAAUGGAUACUUUGAUAUUCUUUGGACUGAAGUGGAUAUUGAAAAGAUCAACAGUGAACUAAAUGACAUGCAAAACAGGUGCAGAAGGCUUCCAAAGGCACUUAAAGAAUGGCAGGCAUAUCAAGAUUUAAAGCAAAAAAUCGACGACUUUAGUGAAUCGUGCCCUCUGCUAGAGUUGAUGUCGAACAAAGCAAUGAAAGAACGUCAUUGGGAUAGAAUUGCCAAGCUUACAGGCCACACUUUUGACUUUGAUUCUGAAAAUUUCACUCUGAGAGAUAUUAUGAAAGCCCCUCUUCUAAAGCAUAAAGAGGAUAUUGAGGAUGUUUGCAUUUCUGCAGUAAAAGAGAAAGAUAUUGAAGCCAAGCUUGCUCAGGUUGUCAGUGACUGGACUGGAAGGAUUCUCUCUUUCUCUAAUUUCAAAGCAAGAGGAGAAUUGUUACUAAAAGGGGGUGAAACAUCAGAAAUAAUCACAUUUCUGGAGGACAGCUUGAUGGUUCUGAGCUCCUUACUUAGCAACAGGUAUAAUGCCCCUUUUAAAAAGACAAUUCAGGAAUGGGUAGCAAAACUGUCUAACACAACAGACAUUCUUGAGAAUUGGUUGAUUGUUCAAAAUCUUUGGGUGUACUUAGAAGCAGUCUUUGUUGGUGGAGAUAUUGCCAAGCAGCUACCACAGGAAGCAAAAAGAUUUCAAAACAUUGACAAAUCUUGGGUAAAGAUAAUGCUGCGUGCGCAUGAAUGCAACAAUGUUGUUCAGUGCUGUGUUGGGGAUGAAACCCUUGGACAGCUUUUGCCACAUCUUCUUGAACAACUCGAAUUAUGCCAGAAGUCAUUGACAGGCUAUCUUGAAAAGAAACGACUUGUUUUUCCAAGAUUCUUUUUUGUAUCUGAUCCAGCUUUAUUAGAAAUCCUUGGUCAAGCUAGUGAUUCUCACACCAUUCAGUCUCAUCUUCUGGGUGUCUUUGAAAAUGUCAAUGAAGUUGAAUUUCAUGAGAAGGAUUAUGACAGAAUGCUGUCUGUGAUAUCAAGAGAGGGCGAAAAAGUAAUGCUUGAAUCACCAGUCAAUGCAAAAGGAAAUGUAGAGAUAUGGCUUGGAGAUUUGCUGAAAGAGCAAAUGAAAUCUCUUCAUGGAGUAAUACGUGAUGCGUGGAGAAACAUCAUUACACCAGAAUUUGAAUUGAUGGGCUUCAUGGCAAAUUUUCCUGCACAGGUUGGACUGCUGGGGAUUCAGAUGAUUUGGACAAAGGAUGCUGAAUUUGCUUUGCAGCAUGCAAGAGGUGACAAAAAGAUUAUGCCAACCACAAAUCAGCGCUUCCUGGAUAUGUUAAAUCGCUUGAUUGAACAAACUACACAUGAUUUGACCAAGGUGGAAAGAGUUAAAUAUGAAACUCUUGUAACCAUCCAUGUGCAUCAGCGAGACAUAUUUGAUGACCUGACAAGAAUGCACAUAAAAUCCCCUACAGAUUUUGAAUGGUUGAAACAGGCUCGGUUCUAUUUUAAAGAAGACACGGAUCAGUGUAUUGUGCAAAUAACAGAUGUGGAUUUCAUUUAUCAAAACGAGUUUCUUGGAUGCACAGACAGACUUGUUAUCACACCACUUACUGAUAGGUGUUACAUCACACUUGCUCAGGCCUUGGGAAUGUCCAUGGGUGGGGCACCAGCUGGUCCAGCAGGUACUGGCAAAACGGAAACAACCAAAGACAUGGGAAAAGCUCUGGGAAAGUAUGUAGUGGUAUUCAACUGUUCUGAUCAAAUGGAUUUUAGAGGACUGGGAAGAAUAUAUAAAGGUUUAGCACAGUCUGGAUCCUGGGGAUGCUUUGACGAGUUUAACAGAAUUGAAUUGCCUGUCUUAUCUGUAGCUGCUCAACAGAUCUACAUUGUUCUGAAUGCCAAGAAGGACAGGAAAAAGGAGUUCAUAUUCACUGAUGGGGAUGUAGUUGAACUCAAUCAAGAAUUUGGAAUUUUCCUUACCAUGAAUCCUGGGUAUGCAGGACGUCAAGAAUUACCAGAAAACUUGAAAGUUCAGUUCCGUACAGUGGCCAUGAUGGUUCCAGACCGUCAGAUUAUUAUGAGGGUUAAACUUGCUAGUUGUGGAUUUUUGGAAAAUGUUCUUUUGGCACAGAAAUUCUACACUCUCUACAAAUUAUGUGAAGAACAGUUGUCGAAACAAGUUCACUAUGACUUCGGAUUGAGGAAUAUAUUGUCUGUAUUGAGGACUUUAGGAGCCAACAAGAGAGCUAGACCAAAUGACACAGAAAAUACAAUUGUGAUGAGAGUUUUAAGAGACAUGAAUUUAUCAAAAUUGGUUGAUGAGGAUGAGCCAUUGUUCAUGAGCUUGAUAGCAGAUCUGUUUCCAGGAAUUGUGCUAGACAGUGCAACAUAUGCAGAGUUGCAAGUGGCUAUUGCUAAACAAGUAGAUGAUGCUGUGCUCAUAAAUCAUCCAUCAUGGAAUCUCAAACUUGUACAGCUCUAUGAAACACAAAGAGUAAGGCAUGGAAUGAUGACACUUGGACCAAGUGGUGCAGGCAAAACUUGCUGCAUCCAUGUCUUGAUGAAAGCUAUGACUGAUUGUGGAGCUCCUCACAGAGAAAUGAGAAUGAAUCCAAAAGCUAUUACAGCACCACAGAUGUUUGGUAGACUGGAUGUAGCAACAAAUGAUUGGACAGAUGGCAUCUUUUCUACCUUAUGGAGGAGAACACUAAAAGCCAAAAAAGGAGAAAACAUAUGGAUUGUGCUAGAUGGCCCGGUUGAUGCAAUUUGGAUUGAGAAUUUGAAUUCUGUUCUUGAUGACAAUAAGACUCUCACCCUGGCAAAUGGUGACCGUAUUCCAAUGUCGCCAGCCUGUAAGGUAGUAUUUGAAGUCCACAACAUUGACAAUGCCUCACCAGCUACUGUAUCUAGAAAUGGUAUGGUGUACAUGAGUUCAUCAGCACUGGAUUGGAGACCAAUAUUACAGGGUUGGCUGUUAAAGAGAAAUUCCCAAGAAAGUGAGCUUCUGUUGACCCUUUUUGACAAAAUAUUUGAUGAUUUGUACACCUAUGUCAAUACAAAUUUGUUGCCCAAAAUGGAGACACUGCAAUGCAACCAAAUUAUGCAGGCUUGCAAUGUACUUGAGGGUUUGAUUCCUAAGAAAGAUGACAAAGGCACUCUUCCUGCAUUCCAUCUUGAAAAACUUUUCCUAUUUUCUCUGAUGUGGAGUUUGGGUGCAUUGUUGGAGUUGGAUGAUCGUGCCAAAAUGGAGGAAUUUAUGUCUAAACAUGAGAGUGCAUUGGAAUUACCUACUGUGAAAGAGGGAGAGACCAUCUUUGAAUAUGUUGUAGAUGAUCAUGGAGAGUGGGAACACUGGUCUAAGAGAGUAGAAGAAUACAUUUACCCUUCAGAUGUUGUUCCUGAAUUUGCAUCCAUUUUAGUACCAAAUGUGGACAAUGUGCGAACAAGCUUCUUAAUUGAUGUCAUCGCAAAACAGAACAAAGCUGUACUUUUAAUUGGAGAACAAGGAACAGCAAAGACCGUGAUGAUCAAAGGUUAUAUGGCACAGUAUGACCCAGAUAGUCAUCUGAGUAAAAGUUUCAACUUCUCUUCUGCUUCUACUCCAUCCAUGUUUCAGAGGACCAUAGAGAGCUAUGUGGAUAAGAGAAUGGGAAGUACGUAUGGACCCCCAGGAGGAAGGAGAAUGACUGUUUUUAUCGAUGAUGUGAAUAUGCCUGUCAUCAAUGAGUGGGGGGACCAGAUUACAAAUGAAAUCACACGUCAAAUGAUGGAGAUGCAUGGCAUGUACAGCCUUGACAAGCCUGGUGAUUACAUAUCUAUAGUAGACAUGCAAUUCAUUGCUGCUAUGAUCCAUCCUGGAGGAGGUAGAAAUGAUAUUCCUCAGAGAUUGAAAAGACAGUUCUCUAUAUUCAACUGCACUUUGCCAUCAAAUAACUCCAUUGACAAAAUUUUUGGCAUCAUUGGUUGUGGAUAUUUUUGUUCUAGUCGUUUUAAUCCAGAAGUUUGUGAGAUUGUGAAGAAGAUUGUACCAGCUACUAGAAUUCUCUGGCAAAUGACAAAGGUGAAAAUGUUGCCUACACCAGCCAAGUUCCAUUACAUUUUCAACUUGCGAGAUCUGUCUAGAAUUUGGGAAGGAAUGCUGAAAAUCAAAGAGGAGGAAUGUGAAGACCAGUUGAUGGUGUUAGGACUCUUUAAACAUGAAUGUACAAGGGUCAUUGCAGACAGAUUUACAAAUGCCGAUGAUAAAGCAUGGUUUGAGAAGAGUUUGAAUGUUGUCAUUCAUGAUCACAUAGAUGGAUCACUUGUUGACAAGUGUCAUGCAGAACCAUACUUUGUGGAUUUUCUUCGUGAUGCUCCAGAACCCACAGGAGAAGAAAGUGAGGAUGCUGCACUGGAAGCCCCCAAAAUAUAUGAACAGAUCUCCUCUUAUGAUUCAUUGAAUGACAAGCUGUUGACUUACAUGGAACAGUACAAUGAGUUAGUCCGGGGUGCUCAUAUGGAUCUUGUUUUCUUCAAGGAUGCCAUGGUGCAUCUUAUCAAGAUAUCCAGAAUUAUUGGUACCCCCCGAGGAAAUGCUCUGCUGGUGGGAGUUGGAGGAUCAGGAAAACAAUCGCUUACUCGUCUAGCCUCAUUCAUCGCAGGCUACAGAAUAUUUCAGAUAACACUCUCAAGGACAUACAAUGUUGGCAAUUUAAUGGAUGAUUUGAAGUUCAUGUAUCGUGUUGCUGGAUGUGAAGGCAAAGGAAUCACAUUUAUUUUUACUGACAAUGAAAUCAAAGAUGAAGCAUUUCUGGAGUACUUGAACAAUGUUUUAAGUUCAGGAGAGGUUUCAAAUUUGUUUGCCAAAGAUGAACUGGAUGAAAUCACACAGGAAUUGAUUGCAGUCAUGAAAAAAGAGUUGCCAAGAUGUCCUCCAACAUUUGAAAACUUGUAUGACUACUUCAUCUCUCGGGCAAGGAAAAAUUUGCAUACAGUCCUUUGCUUCUCUCCAGUUGGAGAAAAGUUUCGAACAAGGGCAUUAAAAUUCCCAGGACUUAUAUCUGGUUGCACCAUGGAUUGGUUUAGUCGAUGGCCAAAAGAUGCUUUGAUUGCUGUGUCUGGACAUUUUCUUAACAAUUAUCAUAUUGUCUGCAGCAGAGAAAUCAAGGAACAGGUUGUCAAUACGAUGGGAGUUGUCCAUGAUAAUGUAGCAUCUGUUUGUAUUGAAUAUUUUCAAAGAUUUCGUCGACAAACUCAUGUGACACCAAAAUCUUAUUUAUCAUUUUUGGAUGGAUACAAAAACCUUUAUGGGAAGAAGCAUUCUGAAAUAAAUGAAAUGGCAAGCAGGAUGAAUACUGGUUUAGAAAAACUCAUUGAAGCAAGUGCAUCAGUGGACCAGUUAUCAAAAGAACUGGCUGUAAAGGAAAAGGAAUUAGCUGUUGCAAAUAUAAAAGCUGACAAAGUUUUGGCCGAGGUAACUGUUAGUGCUACUGCAGCAGAAAAAGUAAAAAGUGAAGUGCAGAAAGUGAAGGACAGAGCCCAGAAGAUUGUUGAUGAAAUUGAGGAGGAUAAAAAAAUAGCUGAAGAAAAACUUGAAGCAGCCAAACCUGCUCUCCAGGAAGCUGAAGAUGCUUUAAAGACAAUAAAACCAGCUGAUAUAGCAACAGUGAAGAAACUUGGUAAGCCCCCACAUUUGAUCAUGAGGAUUAUGGACUGUGCCUUGAUUCUGUUCCAAAAAAGACUAGAUCCAGUUACACAGGACCCUGAUCGACCAUGUCCAAAACCAUCAUGGGGAGAGUCUCUUAAGCUGAUGAGUGGUUCUGGAUUUUUGAACUCAUUACAAACCUUUCCUAAGGAUACAAUAAAUGAGGAAACUGUUGAGCUUCUGCAGCCUUACCUGACAAUGGAAGACUAUAACUUUGAAUCUGCCAAAAAAGUCUGUGGAAGUGUGGCUGGAUUGUUGUCUUGGUCUACAGCUAUGGCAUUUUUCUAUGGAAUAAAUAAAGAGGUUUUGCCUCUAAAGGCAAAUUUAGCAAAACAAGCAGCAAGAUAUCAAAUAGCAUCUAAAGAACUUGAUGGGGCCCAAGCACAGCUGGAUGAAAAACAAGCAGAACUUGACAAAGUGCAAGCACUGUAUGAUGCAGCAAUGGCAGAGAAACAGGCUUUGUUAGAUGAUGCAGAGUCCUGCAGAAGGAGAAUGAUGGCUGCUUCUGCUUUAAUUGGAGGUCUUGGAGGGGAAAAGAUACGAUGGACACAGCAAAGCAAACAGUUUAAGUCCCAAAUUGAUAGACUUGUUGGAGACAUUUUGCUAUGCACUGGCUUUUUAUCCUACUCGGGACCCUUCAACCAGGAAUUCAGGAAUAAACUGAUUGAGAACUGGCAAAAAGAAUUGUACCAAAGAAGAAUACCAUUCACCAAUGACUUGAAUUUAAUAUCUAUGCUGGUGGACAAUGCUACAAUUGGUGAAUGGAAUAUUCAAGGACUACCAAAUGAUGAACUUUCUAUUCAAAAUGGUAUAAUUACAACAAAAGCUACAAGGUUCCCAUUACUUGUGGAUCCUCAAGGUCAAGGCAAAUCCUGGAUAAAAAAUCGAGAAAAAGAUCAUGAUCUGCAGGUCACUUCCCUGAAUCACAAAUAUUUUCGAACUCAUUUGGAAGAUUCUCUGUCACUUGGACGUCCACUUCUGAUUGAGGAUAUUGAGGAAGAACUAGAUCCAGCUUUGGACAAUGUGUUGGAAAAGAAUUUUAUUAAAUCUGGUUCAACAUAUAAGGUCAAAGUUGGUGACAAAGAAUGUGACAUAAUGAAAGGAUUUUACCUGUACAUGACAACAAAGUUGGCAAAUCCAGCCUAUACUCCAGAAGUGAGUGCUCGGACAUCAAUUAUAGACUUUACUGUCACAAUGAAAGGAUUGGAGGAUCAACUUUUAGGGCUUGUUAUUCUGAAAGAAAAGAACGAACUGGAAGCUGACAGAGCAAAAUUAAUGCUAGAUGUCAAUUCAAACAAAAGAAAAAUGCAAGAGUUGGAGGAUAACUUGUUAUACAAAUUGACAAGUACAAAGGGAUCCCUUGUAGAUGAUGAGUCUCUCAUUGAAGUGUUGUCAGUAACAAAAGUUACUGCUGCAGAAGUCAGUGAAAAGUUAACUGUUGCAGCGGAAACAGAAAUCAAGAUUAACGAGGCUCGGGAAGAAUUUAGACCAGUUGCAACAAGAGGCAGUAUACUCUACUUUCUGAUUUGUGAUAUGAGUGUGGUGAACAGAAUGUAUCAAACAUCAUUGAAGCAGUUCUUGGGACUGUUUGAUAUAUCAAUGUCAAGAUCAGACAAGAGUCCAGUAACAGCAAAAAGAAUUGGAAACAUCAUAGAGUAUCUAACAUUUGAGGUGUUUAGAUAUACUUGUAGAGGCCUCUAUGAAUCUCACAAAUUUUUGUUCACCUUGCUUAUGACUCUAAAGAUCGAUAUGCAAACUGGAAAGGUGAAACCAGAAGAAUUCCAAACAUUUAUAAAAGGUGGUGCUGCACUUGACUUGAAUGCUGUUAUGCCCAAACCUUCAAAGUGGAUAUCUGAUAUGACCUGGUUAAAUUUGGUGCAACUUAGUGGACUACCACAGUUUUCAGAAAUUCUCAAUCAGGUGUCUAGAAAUGAGAAGGCCUGGAAGAACUGGUUUGAUACCGAUGCACCAGAGGAGGAACAUAUUCCUGAUGGUUAUCAUACAUCAUUAGAUGCAUAUAGGAGACUUUUGUUAAUCAGAUCUUGGUGUCCAGACAGAGCCAUUCCACAGGCCAGGAAGUACAUAGCUGACUCCAUGGGUCCAAGAUAUGCAGAAUCAGUCAUCCUUAACUUGACGCAGACCUGGGAGGAGAGUGACAUCAGAACACCUCUUAUUUGUCUUCUGUCAAUGGGAUCCGACCCCACCAAUCAAAUUGAGUCUUUGUCAAAGAAAGUUCAUUUAGAUUUUAGGGCUAUUUCUAUGGGUCAGGGACAGGAGGUUCAUGCUAGAAAAUUAAUUGCUCAGUUCAUGCAUACUGGUGGAUGGGCAUUGUUACAGAACUGUCACUUAGGUCUGGAUUACAUGAAUGAACUGUUAGAUACAGUGACAGAUACACCACAAGUUAAUGAUGCUUUUCGGGUUUGGAUUACAACUGAAGAACAUGCUGGAUUUCCAAUCAGUCUUCUGCAGACAUCUAUUAAAUUUACAAAUGAACCACCCCAAGGAAUCAAGGCAGGAUUGAAGAGAACUUAUGCUGGAAUUACUCAAGACUUUCUUGAUGUUAGCAACAUGGUUCAGUGGAGACCUAUGCUCUUUGCCGUAUCCUUUCUCCACACUGUUGUCCAGGAAAGAAGAAAAUUUGGCCCUCUUGGUUGGAAUAUCCCAUAUGAGUUUAACUCGUCAGACUGGACAGCCAGUGUGCAGUUUGUCCAGAAUCAUCUGGAUGAUUUGGAUGUUAAAAGGGGAAUAUCAUGGACAACGGUUCGCUACAUGCUUGGUGAGGUGCAGUAUGGUGGGAGAGUCACAGAUGAUUAUGACAAGAGACUUCUUAAUACAUUUGCAAGGGUAUGGUUUGGGGAUUUCAUGUUCCAGCCAAACUUCCAAUUUUAUAUUGGAUACAAAAUACCAAACAUGAAAUCUCUAAGUGAUAUCAUGAACUUCAUAGCAAAUUUGCCAUUGGUGGAUUCUCCAGAAGCUUUUGGGUUACACCCAAAUGCUGAUAUUACAUAUCAAACAAACUUAUCCAAAGAUGUUCUUGAUACAAUAAUGAGCAUUCAGCCAAAAGACAGUGGAGGUGGAGGAGGGGAGACAAGAGAGAGUGUUGUCUAUAGACUUUCUACUGAUAUGUUGUCCAAACUUCCUGUUGAUUACCUGCCUCAUGAGGUUAAAGAUAGAUUGAAAAAGUAUGGAAACCUGCAUCCUCUUAAUAUUUUCUUAAAGCAAGAAAUAGAUAGGAUGCAACGUGUAAUUUCUACAGUUCGUGUCACUCUGACAGAUCUAAAGUUAGCCAUUGAUGGUACAAUCAUUAUGUCUGAGAAUCUUCGAGAUGCCCUUGACAACAUGUUUGAUGCAAAAGUCCCCAGUUUAUGGAGAAAAAUAUCUUGGCAGUCAUCAACAUUAGGAUUUUGGUUCACGGAACUUUUGGAGAGAAAUGACCAGUUCUCUACAUGGGUUUUUGUUGGAAGACCAGAUUCUUUCUGGAUGACAGGAUUCUUCAACCCUCAAGGAUUUUUGACUGCAAUGAGACAAGAAGUUACAAGAGCACACAAAGGUUGGGCACUUGAUUCAGUGACUUUACACAAUGAGGUUAUUAAAGCAGUGAAGGAAGACAUAACUGCACCACCAGUGGAAGGUGUAUAUGUUUAUGGACUUUACCUAGACGGUGCAGGAUGGGACAAAAGAAACUGUCGCCUUUGUGAGCCUCCACCCAAAGUUCUCUUCACACCAAUGCCUGUUGUUCACAUGUAUGCUAUCAAUUCCACAGCUCCAAAAGACCCAAGACUGUAUCAGUGUCCUGUCUACAAAAAGCCUAAUCGCACAGAUCUCACGUACAUUACUUUCAUUGUAUUAAAAACAAAUCAGAGUCCUGAUCACUGGAUAUUAAGAGGAGUAGCAGCUUUGUGUGACAUUAAGUAAUUUCAUGAAGAAUUGGGGAAUGGUUACUUCACAGAUGUUUUACUGAUAACAAGUUUAUGUUUCUCUAGAAUCAAUAUAAACAUGAUAAAUUUAAAAGCAAUAUGUGACAUUUAAUAAGUGAGAGUUUUUAUCUGUUGAAUUAGUUAAUUAAAAACUUUUUAUUUUUGAUAAUGAUUAAGAAAUAAAUUAUAAAUAAAUUGCUUGAAAAAUAA
Molecule: messenger RNA, 14157 nt
Organism: Saccostrea echinata
Lineage: Eukaryota; Metazoa; Mollusca; Bivalvia; Ostreida; Ostreidae
Product: dynein axonemal heavy chain 8-like
Exons: 89
Coding region: 8-13945 (4645 amino acids)
Biological process (GO): microtubule-based movement
Cellular component (GO): dynein complex
Molecular function (GO): ATP binding; dynein light intermediate chain binding; ATP hydrolysis activity
Source: RefSeq, a predicted model, not a curated record